UAAAUAUAUCGCACUUUACCAGGAACCACAUACGCAGCAGUCUCCAACAUGACUGAGCAGCUCCCCCCAUAUACUACGAUUCCCCAGCCAGAGCCCGAACCACCGCAGUACACUCUUCCAGAGACAUUCAACAUCGGACGAUGCAGCACGCGGCACCUCGUCCGCCCGGAUCAGCUCAAGGCCCAUCUUCAGCUUCUGGCAGCGUUCAGCCACCUUAAGCAGCAGGUCGUUGCCAGCGAGAGCCUUGUCGCAGGAUUAGAGUCGGACAGUGAGAAACGUUGGGUAUGGUUCGUCAAUUUGGCCGUAGAACGGUUUGAGAGGUGGUGUUUGACAAUCAAGCAAUCUGAUACGGUGGAGCAACGAUUGCCUCCCAUUGAUGUCACUAUGGUGUGGCACGCCUAUCUCCUGAAUCCGAGCUGGUAUGCGGAAGACACCGCGCGGAUCUCCAAGCUCAAACCUCUUGCUCAUUUCACUGAUUACUUUCCUAACCUCCUCGCUAACCCUGAUCUACUAACCACUGACGCACCCCGACAUGAACGCGUCUCUGCUUGGGAGCGCCGUACCAAAUCUCCGUAUGACCCAUUUGCAUCUGCUGCGGAUCUCACGCACAAAUCUAUCGAGUGCCCUUACUGUGAUCGCACUAUUCUUUCGCCGUUCUUGCAGUCUAACGGGAAGGGAUACGCCCAGAGCAACUUUAGCGUCGAGUGUGAAUGUGCUCAACCAAUUACCAAAGAACUUCUCGGCCUAUACAAGUUUGCGAAAAACAUAGUUGAACCAACAGCGCCUGAUACAUAUUUGGCUGGAACUCUACAUACGCCACGUAGCACCUACGACACCGGGCGCGGAGACACGAUCAAGAAGCGCGUCCUCAGCUCGUAUAUCAUUUUCCAGAAGAACGAUGCAAGUGAUCCCGUGCGCCAGAUCUUGAUAAACGUCCAGUAUGAUACUACACGCAUGCGUACCGUGCUGAACAAGCACUUGAAGCCAAGAUUGUUGAAUAAGAUCAUGGGUGCCUACACCGACGACAGGGUAUUUUCACUCGAUUUGGUCGGUGCUGUCCUCCGGCAAGCAUCGUUUGUGAAGAAGAUGGUCAACCUUGGGUGGACCGAGCCAGGAUAUUUUACUAACGAGGUAGAUGCAGUGGCGCUGCAACAUUGUAUAGCUCGGUAUCAUGCCUUUUUGAACAUCAUGGCAGAGUCGCCUGCCUCGUUCUUUGUGCCCACGCUUGACAUCGAUCUCGGGUGGCAUACCCAUCAACUCAUGGCGAGUCGGUAUCAAAACGACUGCCUCUCGCUCGUAGGACGAUACGUUAAUCACGAUGAUAAAGUGGAAGAAGGUCAACUCGCGACCUCCUUCGACAUUACCUGUCGUGCUUGGAACAACCGUUAUCGCGUACCCUACAUGCACUGCGGGUGUCCACUACCAGGAGACACAAUCGGCCAAAAGCUCCGACGUCUCCUCUCCUCUCAAACCACCAGCAACGUGCUUUUACUCCCUCCCAAAUCCGACGCACGUGCUGCUACGCACCCGAGCGACCACAAUGCUGUGUUUGCCCUGCACAACAUGUCCGCAAGCCUGCGUCAGCGGGAGAACCGUGCACGCAAGGCAGAGAUGCGGAGGCUGCAGGCAGAGCGGAACGGGAGGAUUGUGAAGAGGGAUGGGGAUGUUGAUCAUGGGAUUGCAUUUUUAUAUCCUGUGCCGAUGUUUUAUUACUACCCUGGUGGGUGCGUUGCUGCUGCUGGAGCGGUGGUGAAUGGAGGUUUGGGGUGUGCAGCGGUGAGUGUCGCUGUAUUUGGAUAAUGAGGGAUGCUGAUAUCAGGCUUACAGGGGGCGGGCGGCUGCUCGAUUGGUGCUGGUGGUUGUGGGACGGGAUGUGGUGGUG
This is a messenger RNA of Suillus subaureus, 1882 nucleotides long. RefSeq lists its product as uncharacterized. The coding region runs from base 49 to 1800 and encodes 583 amino acids. The transcript is spliced from 11 exons. The record is from RefSeq and is a predicted model, not a curated record. Lineage: Eukaryota; Fungi; Basidiomycota; Agaricomycetes; Boletales; Suillaceae.